UAGGGGGCGGUAAUGUGCACCCCGAGGGUUGUCGGACGCAAGAAGAAGAGAACAGAAGGAGGAGAAGAAGAAGAAUACAGCGCUAAACUCAUUGUUUGCAAAGUAGCGUGUGCUGUGUUGUUCCUGAACACGAUGGCCACUCAGAGAGUUCUCCCCCAGAGCAAAGAGACUCUGCUGCAGAACUACAACAAGAGGCUGAAGGAUGACAUCAGGUCCAUCCUGGACAACUUCACUGAAAUCAUUAAAACUGCGAAGAUAGAGGAUGAGACGCAGGUUGCUCGAGCAACUCAAGCCGAGCAGGACCACUAUGAAAUGCACGUCAGAGCAGCCAACAUUGUACGUGCCGGUGAGUCCCUCAUGAAGCUGGUGUCUGAUCUAAAGCAGUUCUUGAUCCUGAACGACUUUCCCUCUGUGAACGACGCCAUCAGCCUCCAGAACCAGCACCUCCGCUCGUUGCAGGAGGAGUGUGACAAGAAGCUCACCUCGCUCCGCGACGAGAUCGCCAUCGACCUGUAUGAGCUCGAGGAAGAAUAUUACUCCUCCAGGUACAAGUAGGCUUAUACUUGUCCCCAUCCCACCGCCCCUCUUCUGCCCCAUGCCCAGCACCAUGUACUGUCUCACCAUUCACCAUUCACUGUUGAGCCCAUGGAAGGUUUUACACCUGCCGGCCUCUAAACCUGACACCUUUUGUUUUGGAUUUAUCUUUUUGUCACAUCCAAACUGUAUCAUUCAUCAACAUGUCAUUGCUGAGGGUCAUUGUGAUGAAGCUCAACUCAACAAGUGACUCUACAUCGUUACUGAUAAACCAGUGCCUUAAUUUUUUUACCUGCUCGAUGACGUGUGUCAGAAUUAGUCCAAGUGACGAGGACUUCAGCAUUAAAGGGACAUACCGCUGAAAAUCAGGAGUGCACAUGUAUUAAGCUCUUGAACUACAGCAGUUCAGUACCUAGUUUGGCCAUUUAUUGCAGUUUGCUGAUGCAGUUUGAAAGUCAGAUUUUUCUGAAUAGAAAUCACUAGAGUUUAUUUAUAAAUGGUAAUGAAAUUUAUCGGUUUCCUUGUCUGCAGUAUCUGAGAGGUUUUAGAGAGGUUCUUACGAAUAUUAUCUGGUACAUGGGAGAGAGACAUGUUUUAGUGGAAUGUAAGUAUUCAGGAUCCCAAGUUCAUUUAUAAUGAAUUAUUGUAAGUUGAAGUAACAAAGCAUUUUAGGGAAUAACACCUUUUACAAGAAUUACACAUUAAAUUAACUAAAACUUUAUCAGAGUAUAGAUUUUAUCAAAGUAUGAUUCAUUUAAGACUAUAUGUAAAUAAAUAUAUAAGUGACCUCACAUAUGGUUCAUGUUAAGACUGGAGUGUUGACCGAUGUUUGUCAUGGUCUUAACAAUAAGACACAACUGUUUGCUGUUAUUUAUUUGAGGUCAGACCUAAAACUAAGAUUUUCUCAAGUAGAUGUUUUUUCUGUAAAAGCAAUCAGUAGGUAAUAUUUAUUUGAUUCCGUCCGAAUGAGCUGUAACCACGCAAGCAGCUGUCAGUCACACAUGGUGUGGUUGUACGUGUGAACCAGUUUCUGCCGGCUGUUCCACUAGACCCAAAACGAUAAAGAAAUAAAGUAGAGACAAAACACUAUAA
This is a messenger RNA of Paralichthys olivaceus (Japanese flounder), 1626 nucleotides long. It is a transcript of the gene med22, whose product is annotated as mediator complex subunit 22. Gene Ontology annotation, molecular function: transcription coregulator activity. Gene Ontology annotation, biological process: regulation of transcription by RNA polymerase II. Lineage: Eukaryota; Metazoa; Chordata; Actinopteri; Pleuronectiformes; Paralichthyidae. The record is from RefSeq and is a predicted model, not a curated record. Gene Ontology annotation, cellular component: mediator complex.